This is a messenger RNA of Zonotrichia leucophrys gambelii, 423 nucleotides long. It is a transcript of the gene C5H11orf91, whose product is annotated as chromosome 5 C11orf91 homolog. The transcript has 2 exons. NCBI's taxonomy places the organism in Eukaryota, Metazoa, Chordata, Aves, Passeriformes, Passerellidae. Bases 1 to 423 code for a protein of 140 amino acids. The record is from RefSeq and is a predicted model, not a curated record.
AUGACCGUGCAGCGCCCGUCGUGGCCGCCGCUGUACUUCCCGCACUUCCACGGCACGGAGCCGGUGCCGCGGCCGGCGGGCGGCGCCUGGGCCCCGCUGGCCGCGCUGUGCUGGCCGUGGCAGCCGCUGCCGGCCGCGGCCGGGCCGCCCCGCUACGCCGCGCUGCCCGCGCCCGUGGUGCCGGAGCCGCCGCGCCUCUGCUGCCCGCCCGCAGCUCCGCGGGCCGGGGAGGCGGCGCGGCGGCCCCCGGAGCUGGCGCAGCUGCAGCUGCAGGAGGAGAUGUGCGAGCUGGGCAUCCGCCUCAAGGAGCUGGAGCUGGCGGCGCUCAUCGGCGACGGCUUCGACGCCAGGCAGUAUAAAAUCCUGAAGGCACUGGAAGAAAAGAAGAUACAAAGCAUGAAAGCAAUGCAGAACAUGAAGUAA